AUGCAAUUCAGUUACACUUGGAACGAGAUAAAUGAAAAAAUUAUUUCAAAUCAGGCGAAGAAUGAGCACUUUAAUGGCUUGAGUGUUUUAUUAUACCACUGUCAAUUUAAGACGUUAUUGAAUAUAAACGCUGAUGGAGAGGUUCGAGAGAUUCUCAAAAUAAGAGAAGUGAAGAAGCACAAAUUGAUGGUUAAUUUUUGUCUACCGCACUUGAAUCAGAAGCUGUUGAGGCAUUACUUCGUCACUCAUUCCACGCCACACCACUUUCAAGCACACGAGGAAGAAAGCAAGCAAGAUAUGAAAAAAUUUAUGUUAACGUUCAAAUUUGAUGUGUUUCACACGUGA
Messenger RNA from Clunio marinus, 345 nucleotides. NCBI's taxonomy places the organism in Eukaryota, Metazoa, Arthropoda, Insecta, Diptera, Chironomidae. The record is from the annotation of a GenBank genome assembly.